Messenger RNA from Rhododendron vialii, 1297 nucleotides. RefSeq lists its product as uncharacterized. Lineage: Eukaryota; Viridiplantae; Streptophyta; Magnoliopsida; Ericales; Ericaceae. Bases 193 to 984 code for a protein of 263 amino acids. The record is from RefSeq and is a predicted model, not a curated record. The transcript is spliced from 2 exons.
ACCCAAAAAGCGUAACGUCUAAAAGGUUUGUUUCACUUUUACCAAGUUCUACAUUUGAGUGAUUCACAACUGUAGUGGGCAGGCAGGCAGGCAUCCCACUCGCAGGAACCGCAUCUCUCCCGUCGGCGAAACUGCUCCGGUGCCGGCGACUAUACUUCGAGCAUUCACGCAGCAGCAGCUCCGACACAGGUAAUGGCGAUGGCGCUUGAUUUUGAGACGGAGUUCCCAAGGACCAAUAGUUCUUACCUUUCCCCAGAACAAAGGCAUCAAUUCUUCCAAAAACUGAAGCAGGUUGUUGUAAUUGUAAACACUGAGUUGGUGAAACCUGGGGGUGGAUUUGCUAAGGGACGAAAAUUUGAAAGGCCUGGAAGCUCAAAUACUACUUGUCCAACAGUUCAUCAAGGUGCCGGGGUGGUUUUGGAUGAAAAUGGAACGAUAUUAACAAGUGCAUAUUUAGUUCCGGACAACCUACAGACUAUUCUUGUCCGCCGUGAGGUUGAUGAAGCCUUCUGGGAAGCAAAAUUAGAGGCAAAAAGUCCACAACAUGAUUUAGCUAUUAUUGUGCCAAAGAAGAAUGUGGGUCCAUUUGCUUUUGCUACAUUGGACACAGAAGGGUCAUUUCGGAUAGGAAAGGAAGUACUUUCAAUUUGUCAUGUGGGCAAUCUCUCAUACACAUCAGUGGUUGGUCAGCUUGCAUGUCAGGAUCACAGACUUUUUAGGGAUGUGGGGGAUGACAAAGAUAUCGCUCCUUUAAGGUCAGAAAAGCUCAACCGUGAUUUGAAACUUCUACAAAUCAACAACUGUCACGGAUCGCCAAGUGCAUCGGGUGCCCCGGUGUUUAGUUCAAGUGGACGAGUCAUUGGACUUUCUUCUUUUGUCUUGAAUAAAUUCGACUUUGCUGUGCAUUUAACGAUUUUGGAACGGUUCUACAAUUCUUAUCAAGAGAGAGAAGGAAAUGAAAGGGGAGAGUCUCACAGGAAAUGACUCGGCACCUUGGCUCUUUCUUAGAUGCUUUCUUAACUGUAAUUCAUCUGUAGUUACUUGCAAAUGUUGUAUUCCGAGGAGUUUUUAAUGCCGGUUGUUAGUUUGUCAAUCGUUUUAUCUUGUUACGGUAAUCCUAGUCCUGUUUUGUAAGCUUUGUCAUAGUUGAGUGUAGACUUGUAUUGGGGUUUGGUUAUGUGUUCCAAUGUUUUUGUUGUCUGGUCAUGUACCUCAUGACUCGGGUUGGGAUGUAAGAUGAAACUAUCCAAUGUAGUAUUUUCAUUUCAUAUAUUUAUAGGAGUAAUUUUCUUGCGAA